Nicotiana attenuata is the source of this 3105-nucleotide messenger RNA. RefSeq lists its product as uncharacterized. The transcript has 4 exons. Bases 249 to 2924 code for a protein of 891 amino acids. NCBI's taxonomy places the organism in Eukaryota, Viridiplantae, Streptophyta, Magnoliopsida, Solanales, Solanaceae. The record is from RefSeq and is a predicted model, not a curated record. Gene Ontology annotation, molecular function: protein binding; zinc ion binding.
CAAUCACUCAUUCACUCUCCCCUUUUACGCGUAAUUCAAAAACUACCCCCAAUUCUAGGGUUUCAAUCACUUCUCAGUCCCGUCUUCCUUCUUCUCAAUUUCCCUUCCCACUUCCAUAUUCCUCCUCCUCCUCAAUUACGCUUUCAGUUCCAAUGCUCGGCCGCAGGAGUCAGUAGCCUACUUGCUGUUUGUGCAUACACUGAUUAACCAAUCUUUCAUUUGGUGAAUGGUGAUUAUUGAUUUAUGCCAUGGUGAAGGGAAAGCUUAUUUUAAUUUGCCAGUCUGGUGGUGAAUUUGCGAGUGAUGCCGAUGGAACCUUGUCAUAUAAUGGAGGAGAGGCAAAUGCUGUAAAUAUCAACCAAGAUACUCCAUUUGAUCAUCUGAAGAUAAAAUUGGCAGAGAUGUGCAAUCUGGAGCUUAAAACAGUGUCAAUUAAAUACUUUCUUCCAGGAAAUAGGAAAACUCUUAUUAAUUUAAGGAGCGAAAGGGACUUCAAAAGAAUGGUUGAGUUUCAUGCUAAUUCUGUUACAGCUGAGAUGUUUGUCAGUGGGAAGGAAGGUUUUGAUCACGAAGCAUUGAACACAUACACUGACAGUUCCAGGACAAUUGGGUUAAAACUGGCUGAGAACGUAAAACAACAUGGCACGCCUGCAACAGCAGCUGAUUCUGAUGGUCUGAGUACAACACCUUCAAAAGCUACGCCGUUAAGGACUGUUCAUAUUGAUGCUGCCUCUCCUAUAGCUAUUCAAAGUGAUUGUCUGGUUGAUGUACAUAUCAGCUGCCAGGAACCAGCUAUUAAUGCAACAGCUGAUAGCUCCAGUCAAGCCACUACUUCGUCAAACCCUUUUUCUGGCCAUGUUGCUGAGGAUGAUUCUGACUAUGCUCCACGCUCACGUGCUGCUGUUGGUACUACUGCUCAGAGCCCAAUCAGCUUUGACUAUGAUAGUACCCCUGCUGAUACUGUAAAGAAGCGCAGGCGCACUGCUUCAUGGACAAUUGGUGCCAACGGUCCAACCAUUGUCGUGACCGGUAAUGAUUCUAAGGAGAAAAUAUCACGGAAGAAGAAGAGUCGAAGUUCAACUGGUGUAAUGGACAGUAAUGACAUGGUGGAGGAUGGAGAUUAUGUUCAAUUACCUGAUGAUUCUGACAGCUCCUCUGCAGUUGCUCUUCGUGAUGAAGAUCUGCCAGAGAAACUAGUUGCCACUUGGAAAGAAGGUAUUACUGGUGUCGGUCAGGAUUUUAAGAGUGUGAAAGAGUUCCGGGCUGCACUGCAAAAGUAUGCUGUUGCUCAUCGCUUUGUCUACAAGUUGAAGAAAAAUGAUGCUUCCCGUGUAAGUGGCAGAUGUACCGUAGAGGGUUGCUCUUGGAGAAUUCAUGCAUCUAGGGUCCCUGCUGCUCAAACAUUUAGGAUCAGAAAGUUUAAUUAUUUGCAUACAUGUGGAGGCGAAUCGUGGAAGUCUGGUCAUCGUACAAGGAAUUGGUUGGUAAGUAUCAUUAAGGAAAGAUUACGAGAUUCUCCAAAUGACAAACCCAGGGAAAUCGCUGAAGGCAUUUUGCGUGACUUUGGGAUUAAAUUGAGAUAUAGACAAGUACGGCGAGGGAUGGAAGAUGCCAAGGAGCAACUUCAAGGUUCGUACAGAAAGUCAUAUAACAGGUUACCUUGGUUCUGUGAAAAGGUAGUAAAUACUAAUCCUGGUACUGUUGCUAAGCUUAUGAUAAAUGAUGAAAACAUACUACAGCGCUUCUUUUUCUCACUUCAUGCCUCAAUACAUGGUUUCAAGCACGGUUGCCGACCUCUUAUUUUCCUUGAAGCUACAUCUCUAAGAUCAAGGUACAAGGAGACUUUGUUGACAGCAACUGCAGUUGAUGCAGAUGAUGGUUUCUUUCCAGUUGCUUUUGCAGUAAUAGAUAUUGAAAAUGAUGAUAGUUGGCGUUGGUUUUUGCAGCAACUAAAAUCUGCAUUAUCAACUUCUCAAUCUAUAACUUUUAUCUCAGAUCGAGAGAAGAAUUUAAAGAACUCUGUUCUUGAGGUGUUUGAGAAUGCUUGUCAUGGCUAUUCCAUUUUUCAUCUUCUGGAAAGCUUCAAGAGAAAUCUGAAGGGUCCAUUCAAUGGUGAUGGGAGAAAUGUUUUACCUGAAAUUUUCCUUGCCGUUGCUCAUGCAGUCCGACUUGGUGGUUUUAAAAAUUCGACUGAGAAAAUCAAACAGAUUAGUUCACACGCAUACGAUUGGGUGAUCCAGAUUGAGCCAGAGUGUUGGACAAGUUUGUUAUUUAAGGGUCAGCACUAUAAUUAUGUAACAGAGGAUGUUGCAGAACCAUACUCCAAGUUGAUUGAGGAUUCUCGUGGAUCAACAAUAAUGCAAAAAAUUGAAGCCUUAAUAUGUAUGCUCGGUGAUCUAAUAGAUCAUCGUAAAUUGGAGUCAAGUAAUUGGUCCACUAAACUUACUCCGUCAAAAGAGAGAAAGAUACAGGAAGAAGCUGUUAAAGCUCAUGGUCUAAAAGUUCUAUUCUCAUCUGAUGUCCUAUUUGAAGUUCAUGAUGAGAUGACUCAUGUUGUGAAUAUUGAAAACCGUGAGUGCACAUGCCUGGAGUGGAAACAAAGUGGGCUGCCUUGCUGCCAUGCGGUUGCUGUGUUCAAAUCUAUUGGUAAAUGUGUGUAUGAUUACUGCUCGAGCUACUUUACAGUUGAAAGUUAUCGUUCUACAUAUUCUGUGUCUGUAAACCCGAUACCUGGGAUUGGAGCACCAGUUGAAGAAGAUGGUGAGUCAGAUACUGCCGAGGUGUUACCCCCUUGCCGUUCAGAAUCGCAGAUUGAGGAAAAACCAAAGGAAACCAAAACUUUAGACCCGGAUAAGAGGACAGUCAGUUGCAGCAGGUGCAAGGAACCAGGACAUAAUAAAGCUUCAUGCAAGGCCACUUUAUAGGUCCUUGCUUCCUCCUUGUUUGCAUCUUGUACAUCUCUUACAAUUACAUGGUAAUGACUUGUGAUGUAUUGUUCUUCUUUGUAAUUUGUUGCGCUCUGCGUUUCUACUUCACAGAAGACAGUCAUUAUUUCCAUUGGUAAAAGCUGGUAUAUUUCUUCAUCUAUGGGUAAUUUCUUCCUCA